AUGGCCGGCGAUCCCUCCCCCGACGGUCCUAACGGCCGCCGUAAGCGCAAGGCGGGGCGCCCGGCUGCCGUGGAUUCCCCCGGCGGCGGAGCCGUAGCAUCCAGUUCCCAGCGCCGGGCGGCCGUCGACGACGCCGUGGUGCUCCUCCGGGGAGCUCUCGAGUUUCGGCGACGGACGGGCCUGCUGCCGAGGCCGUCGAAUAUGCCCGCAUUGUACGAAUCCGUGAGAGGCUCGCUUCGCUCUCCCGUCUCCCAGGACCAGGCCUACAACAAGCUCCGCCACCUCCGUCACAGGCUCAGCCAUCCCGUCGCCGGCGGUCACGGUUCCCACGAUGACCUCCUCUAUGAGCUCGCCGCGGAGCUCUGGUCCGCGGGCGUGGAAGAGAAGUACGAGAAAGAAGAUGAUAAGAAGCAGAAGGACAAUGAGGUGGAGGAGGAGAGUAAGGAUGCGGAGACGGAAGGAGAUGAUGACCUCGACAAGAAGCAAGGCCGCAAUGGGGACGAACAGCGAGGUGGACCUGAAUCCUACCCAUAUCUGGUCCACGCCGCAGCCGAGCACUGGAAAGCUCACAGCUUAUCGAAUUCAUCACUGGAGGCGGGUCUCAAGCUGCUGAAUCCAUCAAAGGCGAAAGCUUUAGAGGAUAGGUGGAAGAAGCUGGUGGAAGAUGAGAUGAAGUUACAGGCGGAUUGGUUCAUGGCGUGCAGGGACAUCUUCGCAUUGCUGAAUCAGUCGCAUCAGGGUAUGAACUCGUAG
Messenger RNA from Musa acuminata AAA Group (dessert banana), 753 nucleotides. RefSeq lists its product as uncharacterized. Bases 1 to 753 code for a protein of 250 amino acids. The record is from RefSeq and is a predicted model, not a curated record. Lineage: Eukaryota; Viridiplantae; Streptophyta; Magnoliopsida; Zingiberales; Musaceae. Gene Ontology annotation, cellular component: nucleus. The transcript has a single exon. Gene Ontology annotation, biological process: regulation of DNA-templated transcription.